AUGCGUCUACAGCAAGCUUUUCUCGUGGUGGUUGCCUCGCUCUUCGCCAGCGCUGUUGUCGCUCUUUCAGCGGCCACGGAGAUCGAACAAGCCAAGAGCUCCACGUUGCUUUCGAGCCAGUCGAUCGUCGUACAUGAGGGUGCUAAGGGGCGAUCUCUGCGGGCUGUUGACACGGAAGACGAGAGCUCUGAGCUUCGGGGCUGGUGGACGAGUGCGAAGGUGAGAUGGUGGCUUGAAUCGGAGAAGUCAGACGACUACGUCAAGGGGGCGCUGAAGCUGAAGGGACUGGAGGGAGAUGCCCUCUUAAACCACAAGAACUACAAGGCGUUCCAGUAUUUCCUCAAGAAGUCGGAGGAUUACAAGAUCAACAAGUGGUACAGGAAUGAGUACACCACGUACCAAGGCUGGCAGGAGCUGGGCCUCAAUAAAAAAAUCACCUUGGGGAAAGACCUGGACAAGAUCAGGAACACCGACGAGUUCAAAGUGUACAAGCACUAUGUCAACUACUUCGACAAAUUCGUCCUUAUCUCGCUGAAGGCGGGAGAUAAGCCACCUAAAUGGAUGGUCGCUAGGGGGCCCUCGGACGCGGAGAUGACGGCGAGGACGGAGAUCAUGGCCGAAGCAAGAAGACCCGCUAAGUACGCGAAACUGGCGUUGGGGUUGACGGAGACCACUGAUAAUUCGAAGUUGAAGCUGCUGACUGACAAAGCGCUCGAAGAAAGUUCGGAUUUCAAGUACUUCGUGCUCUUUCUGAAGAAAAAGGAACCAGUGCUUACCGAGGAACUGAAAAAGCUCGAGGCCAGGGUACUACCAAACCAAUUGCGGUCGAACAAGAGAUAUCAAGAGCUGCUGGAGGAAAUGGGGUGGGUCAAGAAAUACGUGACAGCCGCAAAUGCAGGUGGUGCCCCACGAGGAUAA
Molecule: messenger RNA, 918 nt
Organism: Phytophthora sojae
Lineage: Eukaryota; Oomycota; Peronosporomycetes; Peronosporales; Peronosporaceae
Exons: 1
Coding region: 1-918 (305 amino acids)
Source: RefSeq, a predicted model, not a curated record